GAAUUCACACCUUAGUGGCACUGAUUUUCUUUAAUCGAUGAAGAAGAUGAAGAAGAAAUCACCUAUUGUCACUCUGAAACAGUUCAUCUUCACCGUGGCUCCUCUAAUCGAUGUGGAAAAGGAAACUGAGAUAUCCGCCUCUAUCUCUUCAUGGGCAUCAAGGAAUUUGGAUGGUUCUCAAAGAGGGGUUCCACAAUUCUCAGUUUGUAGUGAGUUGUGUGUUGUAUCAUUUUCUGUAACUGUGGAGAUUGGAGAUGAUGAAUUUCCCCUUUUUUUGGCAAUGCAGUUUGGCACCCAUGAUGUAGCUGUACUAAAACUGAACAUGGCUGAUUCAGGAGCUCUUGGACAAGGUGUAGUUUACUGGCUAAAGGAUUCUUUAAUCACUGUUGCUUUUGAUAAUAUCCAAGAAGAAGAUUUAAACAGUCCGUUACAUCUAGAAAAAGAGUCAAAUGGGGGCUGGUGUGUCAACAACUUUGGUGCAUCUUCUUGCAAACUGGAGAAUACUUCAUUUGAGUUGGUUAUUACUUAUGAAGCUGCUCUGUCACUUCAAAUAGCAUCCUGGAUGGCUCUACUAAAGGAGACCAUCUUUAACUUCCUCCAAUUAUCCACAGAGUGUUGAAGCUGAGAGGAAAGAGUUAGGAAGAACCUUCUCUGAAUGCUAGGCAGAACUUCUAUGG
Molecule: messenger RNA, 677 nt
Organism: Rubroshorea leprosula
Lineage: Eukaryota; Viridiplantae; Streptophyta; Magnoliopsida; Malvales; Dipterocarpaceae
Source: the annotation of a GenBank genome assembly